GGCAGACGUGCUCAGCAACAGCAGAGAUCGUAUCUUUCCUGAAGCUGCAAAAGGGUUAAUCGAGAUUGUGUUUAUGAAACCAGGUUCCUUACCCUUAAAAGCUUUACUGUGAUCUUUUUUGAUGCUUUUGGAAGAUUUAUCGCUUCUGUCUUUGUAAUUUAUGUUACGUUUUUCUUUCCUUGUUUUUUGAAACUUUUGAUUAUAUGUAUGAUAUUGUUAAAAUUAACAACAAUAAGCAGCUUUUCUGGGCAAACCCUAAAUUGCAUGCCUCUUGGGUACAAACCGAGAACGUGACCGUCUUCACAUGGAUGGCAAAAGGCUUUUGGCUGGGGUGGCUGGGGUGGUUGAAUGAGCGAGUGUAGGGCAUCUGAAAUGCAUCUGUAGCUUAUAAACAAAGCCAGCAGAAGGAUUCGCAUCCCCCAGGCAGGCAGAGAGCCGUACAGAUGCUUUUUCUCGAGAGGCCUUUUGUAGUAAUGGUCGCACUUGUGGCUGAGUUUACUCACGUGUGCAGGGAGGGGGGCGGGUGGCUAUUCAGGGGAGUAUUAUUUUUCAUCAGGGAGAUUGAAGAUACUGCUGUUGAUCGGGAAACUUCUUUAUGUGGAGACUCUCCAAUGAAAUGGAGCACCUGUGCCCAUGCAGCACUUUAAAAACGUUAAACAGGAUGUUCCCUCUGAUGGGAAUCGUUGAUUGUGCUUUCGGUCGGUCUGCCUCUCCAGCAGAUGUACCGCGGCGAAAUUUUUGCAACCUAAUAAAAUAUUACAGGAUGCUUCACCUCGAGAGGAAACUUGAUUGCUGCUUUCAGCCAAUGCGUCUGCGAAACCAGGACAAGGAAACCUGCAUGGGUGUCAACAAUCAAAGUUACAUAUGUGAAACGGGCCACUGUUGUGGACAAUCCCAGUGUUGCAACUACUACUAUGAACUCUGGUGGUUUUGGCUGGUGUGGACCAUCAUCAUCAUUCUCAGCUGCUGUUGUGUUUGCCAUCACCGACGCACCAAGCACCGUCUGCAGGCCCAGCAGCGGCAACAUGAGAUCAACCUGAUCGCUUACCGGGAAGCCCACAACUACUCAGCCCUGCCCUUCUAUUUACGGUUUCUGCCAAAUUAUUUACUACCUCCCUACGAGGAAGUGGUGAACCGACCGCCAACCCCACCACCGCCAUACAGUGCCUUACAUCAGCAGUGCGUCCCAGCAGGCAGCAGUAGCACAAUCCCAGACACGCCAAGAAACCUGCAGCCAGCACAGAGCAGCUCGGCAGCACCCAGCGGCAAUAACAGCAGUACUGACAACACCGGGUUGCCCGGCCUCGGGGACCCCGAGCCUUCCACCGCCGCGCUGGUCGAGCGAGCAGUUGCCAAAAUGCAGAGCGUGGAGCCCGGUGGUACCAGCACGGGAGCUGAGCUAGUGGAGAGGGCCAGUCCCGAAAAGGAUGCGGAGUGCAAGGAGGAACUGCUAAAAGGUUACAGCUCUGAGAGCUUAGAGCAGAGCAGCGCGAUUCCCGACGCGAAGGACAAGACGCCGGGCAGGCAGCGCCGCUUCACGGGCGACUCGGGCAUCGAAGUCUGUGUAUGCAACCGGGGCCAUCACGACGACGACCUCAAGGAGUUCGACGGGCUCAUCGAUGAUGCUCUGGACGGGCCCCUGGACUUCUGCGACAGCUGCAGCGGCCGCCCGCACGGGGAUGAGGAGGAAGGGCUUUUUAAUGCCGCGGAAGAGCAGCACCGUGAACACAGCCACCACCACCUGCCCCGGCAGCCGGUGUGUGUACUCUUGAACACAAUAAAUGAGCAGGACUCUCCAAACUCUCGUACCAAUAACUCCCCCAGCUAAGGUGGAAUAGUGGAAGGGAGAAUCGGGGGAAAAAAGAACACAAAGAAAUAAAAGUAAAAUAAGCAGAUUAAAACUUUAAGAGGAGGAAAAGGUGAUAUACAACCUUUUUUUUUUGUUGUUUUUUGUUUUCCUCCCCUCCGGUGUAAUUCGGGGGCUAGUCCCGAAGGCCCAGCUUGUGGGGGACGGGUUGCUCUGGGUUUUGUUAAUCAUGUCCAUCCUGCUCUGUGAGGCAGGGAGUGAUGUUUCUCAAUGAGACCUUCUAACAAAUUGAACUUUCCCAAUGGUGAUUUUGGUGAUGGUUAUUAUGAGUUUGUUGGUUUUAGUUUUCCAGAACACUGCUUUGUCUCGCAAUCAGUAAAGCUCAGCAAAUCUCACCCUGGGAGGAUACGAAAUCACCAUAAGGCUUCAACCUCCAGGUGUCUUCCCAGAAGCAAGCAGCUUCUGACAGUGCCGGCAGUCAGUAGCCCAAGAGUUCUGGUUUGAUAUCGUGCUCUUGAGGCAUUGUGGAUUUCUUUUCAUUUUAACAUUUUUUUUUUUGUGUGUGUGUUAAACUUUCCCAAAGCUGAUGAACGCCUCAACACAUCAGCCCUAUAAUCUCUGGUGCUUCAGUGUUUAAGACAGCAGGUAGGAAAUUUCCCACUUGAAGCUGGUAACUGAAGGACCAGUUUCUUCCAGGAGUGUUAGUCUACCAUAAGCAGUCUGAAAAGAAAGGGUUUGCAGAAAUUUGCCUUUAUAUGUAAUUUUCAAAGACAAGUGUAUCUGUUCAAUGCCUCCAAGAGCACAGUUAGAAGUAGAAUCAGGGCAGCUGGGCUGCCUUCCAAGUACUGUGGUCUCCGAAUGACCUUUUCCCAGUGUGCUGCAAAAGGGCUUGGCUUUAUUUUUUCCUUAUUUUGCACCCCGAGAGCAGCACACUUGAGUUAAGAUGACAAAAAAAGAACAGGGCUCUCUUUGGCCAGCGUGCCUUCAAGCUUCAGCGAUGCAUGUUGAACAAAUGGAGACGAGAGCUCCGUCCAUUGCGAAGGGAUGACUUUACCAUGUCGAUGUGGAAGACCUGUGCAGUAUUUUUUUUUUUUUUAAUCCAAAAGUUUGGUGCGAUUCUGAUGUUGACCACUUACAGGAAAUGAAUGUCUGUUUUCUUUUUUUUUUAUGGUGGCAACUGGCUACUGUAUAAUGUCUGUGAGCGUGUGUGUGUGACUGCAAUCCAUGCAUGCGAGUCCUACUGGUAAUAUGAAAACCUGCUGUAAGACUGCAAGAAAAUUUACUGUAGCUUUGCUUUAAUAAACGGUAGAGAUUUUGUUAGUAACAACCCGAAGGGAAAAAAAAAAAAAAGUAAGAGCUGAAACUAACAUUCCCUGGAGUGCUCGUGUGGAAGAGAGCACAAUUCAGACUAUGUAUCUUGUUCUUGGGUUUUCUCCCCGUCCCUUUUAUAAUUAUGGUCGUCCAGAUCAUUACUGUUAUGGGGAAAAAAAAUUGAAAACUGAACUCAGUCAUACUCAGAUUUGAUUGAUUGAAAACCAAAAUCAGUUUCAAAUGAGGUGGAAACCAAAAUAUAAUGUCUUUUCUGAUAA
This is a messenger RNA of Cygnus atratus (black swan), 3396 nucleotides long. It is a transcript of the gene WBP1L, whose product is annotated as WW domain binding protein 1 like. The coding region runs from base 596 to 1828 and encodes 410 amino acids. The transcript is spliced from 4 exons. The record is from RefSeq and is a predicted model, not a curated record. NCBI's taxonomy places the organism in Eukaryota, Metazoa, Chordata, Aves, Anseriformes, Anatidae.